Talaromyces rugulosus is the source of this 633-nucleotide messenger RNA. RefSeq lists its product as uncharacterized. Gene Ontology annotation, molecular function: GTPase activity; GTP binding. Gene Ontology annotation, cellular component: recycling endosome. Gene Ontology annotation, biological process: exocytosis. NCBI's taxonomy places the organism in Eukaryota, Fungi, Ascomycota, Eurotiomycetes, Eurotiales, Trichocomaceae. Bases 1 to 633 code for a protein of 210 amino acids. The transcript is spliced from 6 exons. The record is from RefSeq and is a predicted model, not a curated record.
AUGGCCAACGACGAAUACGACUUUCUGUUCAAGGUCGUCCUUAUUGGAGACUCUAGCGUUGGUAAAUCUAACCUGUUGAGUCGAUUUACCCGCAAUGAGUUCAACCUAGAUACCAAAUCCACCAUUGGCGUCGAGUUCGCGACACGCUCGAUCCAGGUCGACUCGAAGACUAUUAAAGCUCAGAUCUGGGAUACGGCCGGACAAGAGCGAUACCGUGCUAUUACCUCUGCCUACUACCGUGGCGCUGUUGGAGCCCUGCUCGUGUACGAUAUUAGCAAGCACCAGACUUAUGAUAAUGUGACUCGUUGGUUGAAGGAACUGCGUGACCAUGCCGACUCAAACAUUGUUAUUAUGCUGGUUGGAAACAAGAGCGAUUUGAGACAUUUGCGCGCCGUGCCCACGGAAGAUGCGAAGCAGUUUGCCAGCGAAAACAACCUGUCUUUCAUCGAAACCUCUGCACUCGAUGCCAGCAACGUCGAGCUUGCUUUCCAAAACAUCCUGACAGAAAUCUACCGUAUCGUCUCAAGCAAGGCUCUUGACCAGGGCGAGGGCGGACAGAACCCUCUUGGAGAUCGUUCCACUAUCCCUCUCAGCAAGACUGAAGACCCAGAGACCAAACAGGGAUGCUGCUAG